GACAUGGAUUUCUUGCAAACGAUUCUGUGGUUUCUGGCGUGCUGCAGCAGCGCCGGGGCCGUUUUCAAUCUGAAAUACACAGUGGAGGAAGAACUGCGCGCAGGAACGAAAAUCGCCAAUGUCACGGCGGACGCGAAAGUGGCUGGAUUCACGCUGGGGAAUCGGCAACCUUUUUUGCGGGUAAUCUCCAAUUCCGAACCGCGAUGGAUAAACCUAAGCCCGGCAGGACUGCUCCUCACUAAGCAAAAAAUCGAUCGCGACGCUGUUUGCCGACAGACGCCGAAGUGCAUAAUUUCUCUGGAGGUAAUGUCCAACUCGAUGGAGAUAUGCGUGAUUAAAAUCGAGAUCUUGGACGUGAACGAUAACGCGCCCCGAUUUCCCACCAGUCAUAUCGACAUUGAGAUCUCGGAAAACGCCGCUCCAGGCACGCGGUUUCCCCUAGAGGGGGCAAGCGAUCCGGACUCGGGAAGCAAUGGCGUUCAGACUUACACGCUCUCCCCCAACGAUAUUUUCGGCCUGGAGAUCAAGACCAGGGGAGAUGGAUCUAAAAUAGCCGAGCUCGUAGUAGAAAAGGCUCUGGACAGGGAGACACAGUCUCAUUAUACGUUUGAAAUCACCGCUGAGGACGGAGGAGAACCACCAAAGACUGGGAAUGUACAGCUUAACAUCAAAGUAAUCGACUCCAACGAUAAUAACCCUGUAUUUGAUGAGGCCGUUUACACUGUUAAUGUGGUGGAGAAUUCUGCUAUAAAUACAUUAGUAAUAAAAUUGAAUGCCACUGAUCCAGAUGAAGGAACAAACGGUGAAGUUGUGUACUCGUUUGUUAAUUUUAUGUCCAACCUGACGAAGCAAAUGUUCAAAAUUGAUCCCAAAACUGGUGUCAUAAGCGUUAAUGGAAUUUUAGACCACGAAGAACUGCGUGUGCAUGAAAUAGAUGUUCAAGCCAAAGAUCUGGGGCCAAAUUCAAUUCCGGCUCACUGCAAAGUGGUUGUCAAUGUAAUAGAUAUCAAUGACAAUGCACCAGAAAUUAAGCUUUUAUCUGAAAACAGUGAGAUGGUAGAGGUCAGUGAGAAUGCACCUCUUGGUUAUGUCAUCGCACUGGUGAGAGUUUCAGACAGUGAUUCAGGUGCAAACGGGAAAGUGCAGUGCAGACUGCAGGGCAACGUGCCUUUCAGACUCAAUGAGUUUGAGAGCUUCUCCACAUUACUUGUUGAUGGCCGACUAGACAGGGAGCAGAGAGACAUGUACAAUCUUACUAUCUUGGCUGAGGAUAGUGGUCAUCCCCCACUGAGAAGUUCAAAAUCUUUUGCAGUUAAAGUAACAGAUGAAAAUGACAACCCCCCUUAUUUUACAAAGCCACAUUACCAAGCAAUGGUGUUGGAAAACAAUGUCCCAGGUGCAUUCCUACUUGCAGUGUCUGCUAGAGAUCCUGACCUGGGAAUGAAUGGCACAGUGUCUUAUGAAAUCAUCAAGUCAGAAGUUCGAGGAAUGUCAGUGGAGUCGUAUGUUACUGUAAACUCAAAUGGUGAAAUUUAUGGGGUCAGAGCUUUUAAUCAUGAAGACACACGGACAUUUGAAUUUAAGGUCUCUGCCAAAGAUGGGGGAGAUCCUUCAUUAACAAGUAAUGCCACUGUGCGAAUUGUUGUUCUGGAUGUAAAUGACAACACGCCUGUGAUGACAACCCCACCACUUGUUAAUGGCACUGCAGAGAUUUCCAUCCCCAAAAAUGCUGGAAGUGGUUAUUUGGUUACUCAAAUCAAGGCUGAUGACUACGAUGAGGGAGAAAAUGGAAGACUGACAUAUUCCAUCUCAGAGGGAGACAUGGCAUACUUUGAAAUUGACCAGGUUAAUGGUGAGGUGUGGACCACAAAAAUGUUUGGAGAAAACACCAAGCCCUCCUAUCAAAUAACUGUUGUGGCCCAUGACCAUGGCCAGACAUCUUUAUCUGCUUCUGCAUACAUCAUUGUCUAUCUCUCUCCGGAUCUUAACACACAUGAGCAGAUUGGACCAGGAAAUCUGUCCCUCAUCUUUAUCAUCGCUUUGGGCUCCAUUGCUGUUAUUUUAUUUGUCACAAUGAUCUUUGUUGCCGUGAAGUGCAAAAGGGACAACAAGCAAAUUCGCACAUACAACUGCAGUUUCAUGUAUUUAAAGAGGGUGGUGGAGUACUCAUAUGGCAACCAGAAGAAGUCAAGCAAGAAAAAGAAACUGAGCAAGAAUGAUAUCCGCCUAGUGCCACGUGACGUGGAGGAGACAGACAAGAUGAAUGUCGUGAGCUGCUCAUCCCUCACAUCCUCACUCAACUACUUUGACUACCACCAGCAGUCACUGCCACUGGGCUGUAGACGCUCUGAGAGCACCUUUCUCAACAUGGAAAGCCAGAACUCAAGAAAUGUUGCACCGAACCAUGGCUACCACCACAACUUCACCAGACAGGGCCCACAACAGCCUGACCUCAUCAUCAAUGGCAUGCCACUGCCAGAGACAGAGAAUUAUUCCAUUGACCCCAGCUAUGUAAACAGCAGAGCACACCUCAUCAAAAGUACAUCAACAUUUAAGGAUAUGGAGGGUAACAGCCUAAAGGACAGUGGUCAUGAAGAAAGUGACCAGACAGACAGUGAGCAUGAUGUACAGAGGGGCCACUAUGCUGACACAGCUGUGAACGAUGUACUCAAUAUGACUGUGCCUCCGAACAGCUGCCAGCUAUCAGAUCAAGAUCCCUCAGAAGGCUUCCACUGCCAGGACGAGUGUCGGAUUCUGGGUCACUCAGACCGCUGCUGGAUGCCACAUGUGCCAGUGCCAGCACAUGUUAAGUCACCUGAGCACAGUCGUGACAUCAUCGCUCUGUCAAUUGAGGCUACUGGCAUGGAUGUGCCACAUUAUGAGGACUGUGGAACCACCAAGAGGACUUUUGCCACCUUUGGCAAGGACGGGCUAGAUGAGGAGCCAAAAGGCAAGAGGACAAAUGAGAUGACCACAGGCAUCUGCAGCCCUGAAGAUAACAGUGGCAUUCGUAUGGCUGGAAAUGGACAUGAGGUCAUAAGCCCCAUCACAUCACCAGCACAUAUUAAAAGUCCACAGUCCAAGCCAGCCACUGACUACAACACAUUAAAACGCUGUGAUGUUGAGCGCAUCGCAAACCAUAGUCUGCUGCGCCAGCCAGAGGGCAAAGACAGUGAGCCGGCCAUGUGUGAGAUCAACACACUGCUGCAGGAUGGACAGGAGAAGGAAUCCCCAAGUAGCAAGCGCCUGAAGGACAUUGUGCUUUAA
Neoarius graeffei (lesser salmon catfish) is the source of this 3267-nucleotide messenger RNA. RefSeq names its product protocadherin 19 (gene pcdh19). Gene Ontology annotation, cellular component: plasma membrane. NCBI's taxonomy places the organism in Eukaryota, Metazoa, Chordata, Actinopteri, Siluriformes, Ariidae. The coding region runs from base 4 to 3267 and encodes 1087 amino acids. Gene Ontology annotation, molecular function: calcium ion binding. Gene Ontology annotation, biological process: homophilic cell-cell adhesion. The transcript has 7 exons. The record is from RefSeq and is a predicted model, not a curated record.